AUGAGUGCUGCACCCGGUGUCACGGCCACGCCAGAUGCCGCCGCUGGAAUCAUCGGAACCACAGCACCUACUGGAACGCAAGAUAUGACCACGGGAGCCCUACGCCCACCCGACGAGCACGACGUAGCCGUUGAGAUGCUUUCGAAGCAUUUCGCCGCCCCUUGCAACGUCCGCCUUCAACGCCAUCGAUUCCGGGAGCGUCGUCAACUGCAGGGUGAGCCCAUCACUGAUUUCGCCGUAGCGCUUCGGGAGUUAGCAGCUCUUUGCAAUUUCGCCACUCAAGCGGACGAAAACCUGCGUGAACAGUUCGUAGCAGGCGUCACGUGCCAGCGGCUACGAGAGCGAUUGCUGCUGGAGGGCGAUAACCUUACGUUCGAUCAUGCUGUCGAGGUAGCACGGCUUCGUGAGCAAACCCAGCGUGAAUCCGAAGCCUUUGCCAAUCCUGUGCAGCGCAUUCAGCAGCAGUUGCGAGACAGCUCAGCCAGGCAUGAUCGACGAGAUAACGGCGAUAAUGGCACACGCCUCCCGGGCCGUCGCCACUUCAGCUGCUCACGCGUGUACAGCGCACCUUCACCUAAUAUGAAUGCCGCCGCCGCUGCUGUCCCCGGGCCUAGAAAUGUAAAUGCCUGCGAAAACUGCGGCGCAGCACGGUGUUCGCCUAUGGAAUGUCCCGCGCGCGGUCGCACUUGUUUUGCCUGCGGACGCCGCGGCCGUUUUAAGAGAGCAUGUCGCAGCUACCGUCGCGGCCAAGAAGGGUAUUCUGCAGAGGUCCAGGAAAUCGUUCCGGAAGAGGAUGCUACCAGUGUCAUUAGCAUCUUGGCGGUCCGUACUGAUAAGAGCACAGGCGUCUACGUGGGUGUCAAUGUCGCGUCAGUUACCGCGACGACACGGGUGCAUACCAUGAACUUUUUGGUGGACACAGGCUCGGCCGUGUCUAUUAAGGGUGAGCACCAAUUCCAAGGCUUGUUCGCAAACGCAGUACAACUCACAAGUUCCCAUCUUACAUUGCUGGAUUUUUCGCGCAGGAAGAUUCCCGUUCUCGGGUCAUUUCACGCCAUAGUCACAUACAAGGGGAAAGAAGCCAUUGUAACUUUUCAUGUUAUGCCAUGUGGUACAUCUCUCCUUGGCCUGGAUGCUGUUCAAGCCCUUGGCCUUCGCAUCAUGGGAGAGGAGUUGCGCUGCCUGCAAAUGUCCACGCAGGAAUGCCGAGAGCUUCCAGCAAUGAGUUCAGGCCUUCCCCAAAGCCCCAGGCAUGAAAAACCCCUUGGUCCUCCCAAGUUUGGAAUGCCGCCAACACUGUGGACCAAGUUUGGCCACUUAUUUUUGCCUGGCCUGGGAAGAGGUGUGCAACACAAAGUUAAGAUGAAAACUUCCAUCACACCAGUCGCACAGAAGCUGAGACCCCUACCAUUUUCAGUCCGCCAGCCAGUCUUUGACGAGAUUGAGAAGCUACUUGCUGCUGAUGUCAUUGAGAGAGUCAAUGCUUCCGAGUGGGUAUCUCCUAUUGUAGCAGCCCGCAAAGCAGAUGGUAGCAUUCGACUGUGUGUCGAUAUCCACGAACCCAACAAAGCUAUAGUAGCAGACAACUUUCCUUUACCUCAUAUGGAGGAGCUGCUUCAUGCCCUCAGUGGAGCCCGCUGCUUUUCCAAGGUGGACCUGGCAUCAGCCUACUACCAGGUUGUGCUGCACUCAGACAGCAGGGACAUAACUUCAUUUAUAACUCACGAUGGCCUCUUUAGAUUCAAGAGGGUCUGCUUCGGGUUGGCAUCGGCACCAGCUGCGUUUCAGCAGAUCAUGACGAAAAUUCUUGGAGGUUGCAAAGGGGUGUUAUGCUACUUGGAUGACAUAAUCAUUUUUGGCAAGAUGGAGAGCGAACACAGGCAAAACCUGGAGCAAGUGCUGGAACGAAUAGCAGAAGCUGGGCUUAAGCUCAACGAAAAAUGCGUCUUCAACACGUCGGAGCUGUCGUUCUUAGGACAUCGCGUCAGCGCAGAGGGUAUAGCACCGCUCCAGACCAAGAUUGAUGCAAUCAUCAAUGCUCCUGCGCCUAGAAAUGCAGCCACGCUACGCUCCUUUUUGGGGCUAGUUGAAUACUAUUCCAAAUUCGUGCCGCGACUGGCAAAGCAAGUAAUGCCAAUGCGUCGUCUACUUCGCAAAGACGUGCACUUCGACUGA
Messenger RNA from Rhipicephalus microplus (southern cattle tick), 2175 nucleotides. RefSeq lists its product as uncharacterized. The record is from RefSeq and is a predicted model, not a curated record. NCBI's taxonomy places the organism in Eukaryota, Metazoa, Arthropoda, Arachnida, Ixodida, Ixodidae.